UGCAGAAAGAUCGUCUUAAUACUAUUUGAUGACAAUUACCAAUUACAGGCAGAGGAGAGAAAGUUGACCUGAUUGCCUUUGGAUGUUGCGGUUAUCAUUGUAACCCACGCUGAUGUUAAUGUAAGUUGCAAUUAAUAGGUUAAGUAGCCUACCUGCUGGACAUAUAGCCUAAUCUUAAUGAGGAAACUGAGGGGAAAAGAGAGGGCAAAAAUACAUGGACAUUUUACGGUACUGUUUCGAGAGAAAGCAACCCGUUUGUAAAGGACAAUUGUAAAGACGUAUCCAUAUUUACCAAAAGUGUUCAGUGUAGCUAUUACUAUCUAUUUUUUAAGUAAAUAAUUCGUCAGUGCUUAAGCGCACCGUUCUGCCACAUUUGCUAAUAGAGACAUACUGGAAACGGCUGUGGUGCUUAUGCAAAACAGUAUUGGUCUCGGCUAUUUAAUUUUAUAAUUUUCAAAGAGAGGAACUAGUUCAGCAUGACAGUCUUAGCCACAUUUCGACACAGCACGAACUUUACACCGUUGAAGAGGAAACGCGAACGAUCUUUCAGGUUGCACAGGCUUUUUAAAACUUUUAGGUUCAAUAUUAUAGAAAUAUUUAUCUGAUGUAGUUUAGUCAGGAUUUGAUUAAUUGUUUUAAAUGUGCUAUUUUGUAUCAACGACCAACGCCAGCAUUAAAUGCCAACAUUGUUAUUAUUACGUAAUAAGGACAGCAUAGUGGUCACAUCCUUUGGCUAGAGUAGAAAGCACAUUGUCAUGACAUAGUGCUCGCUGACCUUUCCUGUUAUAACAUUAGACAUUAUGAACUUCUUUUCAAAAUAACACACACGUCUUUAUUCAGCUGAAAUAAAUUCAUUUUAGGGCACUAAAAUGUUUUUUUCAACAACCCAGUGACGUGACACUAGCUUACGAUAUGACGUCGAAAUGUUACGGUAGCAGUUUUGGUAAAGUAUGGUUAGGUCACAAUGAUACAUCGUAUUCCGUUGCUCUCCAUAAAUGAAAAGGCUGAAGUGCAACAAGAUGCGUCCUAGACUGUUGAAGUCGUCAAUGACUCCACAGAGGACUGUCGAUGAGAAAGACAUGGGAUCAUAAUUGACAUUGGUUUAUUAAUGGAGGAAGUGAACAGAAAGGAAAUAGAAAGUUGACAUCAGUGCUUUUUGAAAGAGGACGGUGGAUAGCCUACAGACAUGCGGCUGUGGAUGGGACUAGACACUAGACAAAUGGAAUAGAGUUGACCGAACUGUCGAGACCCGUGGAUUACAGAGGAUUUCCAAUAUUUCAACACACACACACACACACACACACACCACACCAAGAAGUCAUCAAAAAGACGUUCCCAACACCCCCCUGAUAAAUGAUAAUUUACUAUUUUAUCAUGCGGACGCAGUUGAUGUAAAACCAGCAGCGCCGUGUCCAUGCGUGUCUUGCCUGAGGUCAGGACAUUUGUUUGGAUUGUAUUGUUCUUUAAUGCAAUGGGCUGCAUCCAGAGUAUCAGGUGUAAGCCGAAGAGUUUCCGUGAGAGUAUCAUUGUUUUGGAAGUGAACUCCUCCAUCGACUCUAACCCCACCAGCAUAGACGAAUCCUCCAGUGUGGUUCUACGAUAUAGGACCCCGCAUUUCCGAGCCUCUGCUCGGGUUUUGGUACCUCCAGUAGCUGGUAAAGAGACGUGGACCGUUGGCUGGAUUCAAGCAUGCAACCAUAUGGAGUUCUACAACAAAUACGGAAACAAAGGGAUGUCCAGCUGGGAACUUCCUGACCUGAGGGACGGUAAAAUCCAAGCGAUAAGCGACUCGGACGGCGUCAACUACCCCUGGUAUGGCAACACCACGGAGACGUGCACCAUUGUGGGGCCCACCAAGAAGGACACCAAGUUCACGGUGAGCAUGAACGACAACUUCUACCCCAGCGUGACGUGGGGCGUGCCGGUGAGCGACAGCAACGUGCCGCAGCUGAGCAGCAUCCGGCGCGACCAGAGCUUCACCACCUGGCUGGUGGCCAUCAACCAAGGCACGGGCGAGACGCUGGUGCUGCAGACGGUGCGCUGGAGGAUGCAGCUCCACAUCCACAUCGACCCGGACAAGCCCCUGGGCAAGCGGUCCAAGCUGUGCGAGCCUGUGGCCCAGGACCAGCCGCUGGUGCUGGGCAAGAACGAGCCCAUCCCGCCCAACGCCAUGGUCAAGCCCAACGCCAACGAUGCACAGGUGCUCAUGUGGAGGCCAAAAACGGGGGACCCCAUCGUGGUCAUCCCGCCCAAGUACUGACUGACCUCUAAACCCUGACCUCUUGACCCCCCGCAGGCUCCUCCGCGGGAUACUUUUUUUUAACGCAAAAAACUUUGAACUGACAACAGCAGCCGUGGGUUAAACAGGAAGAGAAAACUAGACAAUCGUCAGCUUCUUCUCUGAGAGGAUAAGGAGGAGGAAGAGAUGAUAAUUCGAACUGGAAUAAACCCAUGAACUACAACUACUUUACCUUCAGAUCGGGUCGGGAUUCACUGUGCUAUAUUAAGACAUUGCAAAAAAAAAAAAAACUAAAAA
Molecule: messenger RNA, 2536 nt
Organism: Clupea harengus (Atlantic herring)
Lineage: Eukaryota; Metazoa; Chordata; Actinopteri; Clupeiformes; Clupeidae
Gene: fam78ab
Product: family with sequence similarity 78 member Ab
Source: RefSeq, a predicted model, not a curated record